AUGACAAAGGUCACCCUCCACUUCCUCCCUGUGAGAACCUCGACUCUCAAAUGGACAAAGCGAGAUGCUGAACUCACCGAUGCCGAAGCCAAGUCCCACGCCCGGCGUUCUUCUCAUGUGCUGGCUAAGCAUCCCAAGCCCAAAGUGCGUGGUCAUGAAAGGGUCGGGUCGCAGUCCAUCUUGCGACUAAAGCAAAAGACGAAGAGAGCCGAAAGAACGAGUGCCAAUGACACCCGGCGUCAGAUCUCGAAGAGAAUACAAACAAAUAUGCCCCUUAGCAUUGGAGACCCGGCUGGAUGCGAUCCUUUCGUCCGCUUUCCGUGCGUGACUGGGUCGGUUGAGCACAAGUUGUUCCAUUUCCUCAUGUCGUACGUGCCUGGCAGAUUCUACGCCACGAAACCUUGGGCAGCAUACGACGUGCUGCGAGACUCGGUCAUGCCCGAGAUCCUGACCGGGAGUGCAUACAUGUCUCUUGCUCUGUACAUUGCUGCGUCCAUUGUGAACACGCUCAAGCCGCAACCGCAGUUCUCGGAAGAGUGGAUGCUCACCCGUCAGUCGACAAACUAUCGACUAUUGAGACAGCUGCUGAAAAAUCAGCAGGGUCACCCAUGGGACUGGGCCAUCACAUGCAUUGUCGUGGCGGGUUACGCUGAAUCCAUGGCCGGAUUAGCAGACCGGGGCCGAAAACACACCAAAGCCGGCCUCGUUAUGCUGCAGGACUUUCGGAACCUCCAACGCAUGAGACUUUCUUCAGGAUCCAUCGCUUUCAAGGUCUUUCUGCAAACCGGAGUGCCGAUGAUGUUCGCGACAAGUGCUGCGCUCGAGACGGCGAUGAAUAGUGCAUGUCAGAACCUGCGGCGAAUCCAAUCUUGGACGCGUCUAAAGCGGAGAGCACGUUGCUCUAGCCUCCAUUGUCAGUAUCAUUCCCCUGAAUCGGCAGCAAACGACGAGGCCACGGAGCCAGCAGUGAGCUCGAAUGGACAGUGUCGUUAUUGGACUGCACGGCAACGUGCACUUGGGCCGACAACAGCCAUGGGCCGCUUACUGGCACCCAAGCCGAUCCAAAUGCCCAUGUCGGACGAGAGGCUAGUGAUGGCAACCAUCUACGCUCUCAACGGCAUCCUCUGUAAUCUGCAAGGCGACGACGCUGCAGCAGAAACCUUUUUAGCCAAUGUUGGCGAGAUGACGGUGAACAGUCUUGACGAGGGCGUCGACCUGAGUGUGCCACCACGAUUUGCCCUGCAGAACUGUGUCCACAUUGUUAUCGCCUGCGCCGAGAAGCAGGGCCUGUGGUUCUACCACGGUCCAGGACAUGCGCUCCCCGCCAUGCGCACCUGGGAGGCGCUCGAGUUUGUGGAGAUCACGAUGCUGACGUCGCCCGCGAAGCUGCAGAAGAUCAUGGCUGCGUUGCGAGGUUGGCUUUGCUGGCAACCUCAAGAGCUGACGACGGGAGGAGGAGAUACAUCCCUCUUCAGCGACGACAAGGAGCUGCAAGAGUUCAAGGAUGAAAUCAUCGCCAACUGGAAGGCCAGAAGAGGUUCAGGGACUUCGAGUCGAGAAACAGCCACGCAUGCAAAGCACCCUUGA
Messenger RNA from Fonsecaea pedrosoi CBS 271.37, 1587 nucleotides. RefSeq lists its product as uncharacterized. Lineage: Eukaryota; Fungi; Ascomycota; Eurotiomycetes; Chaetothyriales; Herpotrichiellaceae. The transcript has 3 exons. The record is from RefSeq and is a predicted model, not a curated record. The coding region runs from base 1 to 1587 and encodes 528 amino acids.